AUGGUGGAAUUGGAUGAUGGGUGUAAUUCGGAGAAGAGAAGAAGCAGGAUUACAAUGAGUAACGAUGAUGGUUCCAUCGCCAUUAUCGAGCACAAGGCCUAUGCCAGAGUUGGCUUCCUUGGAAACCCUAGUGAUGUCUAUUUCGGUCGGACCAUCUCUUUCAGUGUUGGCAAUUUUUAUGCUUCUGUUAAGUUGGAGCCCUCUGACAAUCUCAUCAUCCGCCCCCACCCUCGCCAUGAUCUUGUUCAGUUCAAUUCCAUGGAUCAAAUGGUGAAUCGCUUACAAAAUGAAGGUUAUUAUGGAGGGGUGCGCUUAGUUAUGGCGAUUUGUAAAGUUUUUUACCAUCAUUGUAAAGACAACAAGAUUGAUCUUAAUGGUGGGAAUUUCACGCUGUCAUAUGAAACCAAUAUCCCUCGUCAGACAGGACUUUCAGGUUCCAGUGCCAUUGUAUGUGCUGCCUUGAAUUGCCUCCUUGACUUCUAUAAAGUCCGGCAUCUGGUUAAAGUUGAGAUCAGGCCUAACCUUAUUCUUGAUGCGGAGAAGCAGCUUGGAAUUGUUGCUGGUCUUCAAGACCGGGUUGCACAGGUCUAUGGGGGACUUGUUUACAUGGAUUUUAGCAAGGAACAUAUGGAUGACUUGGGGCAUGGCAUUUAUACACCCAUGGAUGUCAGUGUUCUUCCUCCUCUCUAUCUCAUUUAUGCUGAAAAUCCGAGUGAUUCUGGGAAGGUACAUAGUACUGUUUGUAAAAGGUGGCUUGACGGUGAUGAGUUUAUAAUAUCAUCAAUGACAGAAGUUGCAAAUGUUGCUUUCGAAGGCCGUACAGCCUUACUUGAAAAGGACUACACCAGACUCGCAGAACUUAUUAAUCGUAAUUUUGAACUUCGAAGGCAGAUGUUUGGAGAUGAUGCACUCGGUUCUCUGAAUAUAGAGAUGGUGGAAGUAGCCAGAAGGGUGGGAGCAGCUUCAAAAUUUACUGGAAGUGGAGGAGCUGUAAUUGCAUUUUGUCCAGAUGGGCCUUCACAAGUGAAGCUUCUUGAAGAUGCUUGCCAGAAGGCUGGCUUUGUUGUUCAGCAGGCGGUUAUUGUUCCUUCUUUUCUAAAUGAAAUUGAUCUCAAAACCCUGCCUUCUAAAUGACUGCUGACAUUCUAGAGAUAAGGGUACCUGAUGUCUAAUGAUAUUUUCUUUAUCAC
Molecule: messenger RNA, 1190 nt
Organism: Telopea speciosissima
Lineage: Eukaryota; Viridiplantae; Streptophyta; Magnoliopsida; Proteales; Proteaceae
Product: glucuronokinase 1-like
Exons: 6
Coding region: 1-1134 (377 amino acids)
Molecular function (GO): ATP binding
Source: RefSeq, a predicted model, not a curated record